AUGACCCGUUGUAAACACACUGGCUGGCUGCGCGUGGCCACCAAAGACCAGGCGUACUUCGUCGAAAGCUCGGAUCGUGCCCAGAGACUGCUGGACAGUCUGCCACGCCCGGAUAGCCAAUACCCGAGUAUCCUCGUGAUGAUUGGAAACGCGGCCAAGCGGGUUGCCCUGCAAAGACUCGGUGUGGACAUCACCAGGCCCAACACAACCCGGGGCCACGGCGAGAUCCAUCUUAACAAGGCUCCUGUCGGCGCGUCUGGCGCAAGGCCGACGCUGAUUGCCGAUGCCGACGUUCCGCCCCAUAAGCGGCUCGGGAGGCCGAGGAAAUCCACGCUCUGCCAUGAAGUCGUAGCAAGGCCACUGUCGAUCUCUCACGGUGGAAACACCUCGUCCACCAUGCCGUCCACCAUGCCGUCCACCAUGCCGUCCACCAUGCCGUCUACCAUGCCGCCCACGACGGUAGAAGCUGGCGAUCAUAUCUACAAUCGCAUGCUUCUCCCGUUUGCUGAUGCUGUGUGUUUCUUUGCCGACGACAUCGGCGGCGUAGAGGUCGUCGCCCAGCGUCUUGCGUCGUGGCUGAACCUGAGUACGCCGUCCACAUCGUCGGUGCGGCCCUGGUUAGUGGUCGUCGUGAACGGCGACGGAGAGGAUUCCGCACGCA
Colletotrichum tamarilloi is the source of this 661-nucleotide messenger RNA. RefSeq lists its product as uncharacterized. Lineage: Eukaryota; Fungi; Ascomycota; Sordariomycetes; Glomerellales; Glomerellaceae. The annotation marks the transcript as partial. The record is from RefSeq and is a predicted model, not a curated record. The transcript has a single exon.